Messenger RNA from Selaginella moellendorffii, 1697 nucleotides. RefSeq names its product probable polygalacturonase. The coding region runs from base 102 to 1544 and encodes 480 amino acids. Lineage: Eukaryota; Viridiplantae; Streptophyta; Lycopodiopsida; Selaginellales; Selaginellaceae. The transcript has 5 exons. Gene Ontology annotation, molecular function: polygalacturonase activity. The record is from RefSeq and is a predicted model, not a curated record. Gene Ontology annotation, biological process: carbohydrate metabolic process.
AUCUUUGUUUCAAAGCAUUCUCGGCUAUGGCGGAUGGAGGGAGGAGGCGAAAUCCCCCGGAGAGGUGAUCCUCGAGGUAGGGAUUAGCGCACCCUGGCACCAUGCGACCGGCAUUCCGGCCGCAGCAGGAGCAGAUCAUGAUCGCGGCGGUGUCCAAGCGCCGGGGAUUCUUCCUGCUGUGGAUCGCCUUCUUCCUCUGCCUCUUCGUCUACCAGAGCAAUUACAUCGCCCAGGUGAGUGGAUCCAAGAGAAUCGCGAGAGCGGUGCCCAGGCUCCGGCCAGUGGUCUUCAAUCUCACGGAUUUUGGGGGGAUUGGCGACGGCAGGACGAUCAACACGCGCGCAUUCGAGCGGGCUGUGGCUGAGAUCUCGAGCGCGGCGGCCAAAUCCGGGGGCGCGCAGCUCAAUGUUCCUGCUGGCGUGUGGCUCACCGCUCCAUUCAACCUCACGAGCCAUAUGACCUUGUUCCUCGAGGAAGAUGCCACCAUUCUCGCCACCCAGAGCGAGGACCUGUGGCCUCUCAUGCAGCCUCUACCAUCCUACGGCCGUGGACGAGAGCUUCCCGGCCCCCGCUAUGGAAGCUUGAUUCACGGCCAGCAUCUCGAGGACAUUGUCAUCACAGGACACAAUGGGACCAUCGACGGGAAUGGGAGGAAGUGGUGGGAGAAAGCCAAGCGCAAACAGUUGAAACACACGCGGGGACGUCUCAUCCAGCUCAUGUGGUCUCGUGGGAUCGAGAUCUCCGACGUGACUUUGAGGAACUCGCCCUUCUGGACUGUGCAUCCUUACGACUGCGAGAAUGUAACCAUCAGAGGCGUCACGAUAAUUGCUCCACCCGAUGCUCCAAACACCGACGGGAUUGAUCCUGAUUCUUGUCGGAACGUUUUGAUCGAGAGCUGCUACAUAAGCGUCGGAGACGAUGGUGUCGCUGUGAAGAGCGGAUGGGAUCAAUACGGCAUCGAUUACGGCAAGCCUUGCGCAAACAUCACCAUCCGGAACAUCCAAGUGAAUGCUCCUGUGAGUGCUGGAGUUUCCAUAGGAAGCGAGAUGUCCGGAGGAAUCACCAACGUAACAGUGGAGAACGUUUUCAUCUGGAACUCCAAGCGUGGAGUGAGGAUCAAGACGACGCCAGGAAGGGGAGGCUAUGUCACCCAAGUGUUCUACCGCAACAUCACCAUGGAAACCGUGAGAGUCGGCAUCGUGAUCAAGACCGACUAUGGCGACCACCCGGACGAGUUCUACGAUCCCACCGCGCUGCCGGUGGUGGAGAAGAUCUUCUUCGACGGCAUCUAUGGCAGCGAGGUGAGAAUUCCCGCGAGGAUCUAUGGCAGCAAAGAAGUUCCCGUCCGGGGGCUGGAGAUCCGCGACAUGAACGUCGGCGUGACGAGGAAGAAGAAGCACGUAUUCCAGUGCUCGUUCCUCCAAGGCGAGGUGUUUGGGACGAUCUUUCCAAAGCCUUGCGAGGAUCUGGGGACGAGCACGAGGCCGGGAGUUUUCAGAGAGGCAAAGAUUACUUCCGAGAGUGAUGGUGACGACGAUGCUUAGAAAUCGAAGGAACCACUCACGGUAUCUUGUUUGAGCAAGAAAAAAACGUAACUUUCCUCCAAAAAAGCUGACAGCUCGUUAGAAAACACUCGUAAGAGCUCUUGAUUUCUAGAUCUUUGAUUUAAAAUGAGAGUACUUACAGAGAAAAAAAAA